Messenger RNA from Daucus carota subsp. sativus, 987 nucleotides. Its product is annotated as probable peroxygenase 4. The coding region runs from base 161 to 757 and encodes 198 amino acids. The transcript has 6 exons. Gene Ontology annotation, molecular function: monooxygenase activity; calcium ion binding. NCBI's taxonomy places the organism in Eukaryota, Viridiplantae, Streptophyta, Magnoliopsida, Apiales, Apiaceae. The record is from RefSeq and is a predicted model, not a curated record.
AUGCUGUUUUGCACUGCACACUCACCCUCUCUCUCCUUCUAAUCUCUUUGUUCAAUCUCUCUCCUCAUUUCUUCUAAUCUCUCCCUGAAAUCCCUCACUUUACACAUAUAAUUAAAUUUCGUGUUUACUUGAUUAAUCUCACCGAAAACACACGUUGUUCAUGAUGGCUUCAUCACAGCUUGUUGAUUCUGAAGCUGCUACAAAAGAGUUUGUGGGCAUGGAAGGCAACGUUCUUCAAAAGCAUGUUAGCUUCUUCGAUCAGAAUAAAGAUGGAAUUGUUUAUCCUUGGGAAACCUUCAAAGGUUUUCGACAAAUCGGGUGUGGCCUGGCCUUGUCUUCUGUGGCUGCUGUUUUUAUCAACGUGGGUCUCAGUUCCAAAACUCGCCCUGGGAAGUUCCCUUCUCUUCUCUUUCCAAUUGAGAUACAGAACAUUCAUAAGGGAAAACAUGGAAGUGAUAGUGAUGUUUACGACACUGAGGGAAGGUUUGUUCCUACAAAGUUUGAAGAGAUUUUCAGCAAGCAUGCACAGUCAAAUAAAAGUGCCUUAACAUCAGACGAGCUGAUGGCAAUGGUUAAAGGAAACAGGGAGCCCAAAAACUACUCAGGAUGGCUUGCUAGUUACGUCGAGUGGAAGAUCUUGUAUGUUCUCUGCAAGGAUAAGGAUGGUUUACUGCAUAGGGAUACCAUCAGAGCUGUCUAUGACGGAAGCUUGUUUGAGCAGAUGGCCAGGGACAAAGCCGCUUCUGAUAAGAAAUAAUAUGGUUUCGCUUUCCCUUUCGCCAUUACAGUAACUUAAAUGAUCUGUAAAUUAUAGCUUUCUGUAAACUUAAGUAUUGUGGUCGUAUAUCUCCAUCUUUGAUCAGUGAACGAGCAGAAACAAUGACUAAUGCUCAUUGUUUUGUUCUCCUGAAGCAUGGUGAUUUCCAAAUCAGUAUUGUGAAUGUUAAGUUGGUUAUAUAUUUUGUUUAAAUAUAUAUUGUUUGAUAA